Molecule: messenger RNA, 990 nt
Organism: Macrosiphum euphorbiae (potato aphid)
Lineage: Eukaryota; Metazoa; Arthropoda; Insecta; Hemiptera; Aphididae
Source: the annotation of a GenBank genome assembly
AUGAUGAAAGCAAAACCCAAUCUCCCUUGGGUAGAAAAGUAUCGACCAAAUACUUUAGAUGAUUUGAUCUCACAUGAAGACAUUAUCCAAACAAUUGGUAAAUUCAUUAAAGAAGAUCAGUUACCUCAUUUAUUAUUUUAUGGACCUCCGGGGACUGGAAAAACUAGUACGAUAUUAGCAUGUGCCAAGCAAUUAUAUACUCCAGCACAGUUUCGUUCAAUGGUUCUUGAAUUGAACGCUUCUGAUGACAGAGGAAUUAAUGUUGUCAGAGGACAAGUUUUGAACUUUGCAUCAACCAGAACAAUUUUCAAAUCAGGUUUCAAAUUGAUUAUUUUGGAUGAAGCUGAUGCUAUGACUAAUGAUGCCCAAAAUGCUCUAAGAAGAAUUAUUGAAAAGUUUACUGACAAUGUUCGUUUUUGCUUAAUUUGCAAUUACUUAAGUAAAAUAAUUCCCGCAUUACAGUCUCGGUGUACACGCUUUCGAUUUGGUCCACUUGAUUCUAAACAGAUCAUGCCUAGACUUGAAUAUGUUGUUGAACAAGAAAAAGUGAAAGUAACUGAAGAUGGUAAAAAAGCAUUGAUAGAUUUGGCACAAGGAGAUAUGCGAAAAGUUCUUAACAUAUUACAAAGUGCUGCUACUGCAUUUCCAGAAGUAAACGAAGAUUCCGUAUAUACAUGUGUUGGUCAUCCACUAAAAAGUGACAUUAUGAAUAUUUUAAAAUGGUUGUUAAAUGAUGACUUUUCUACUACCUUCAAAAAAAUUCAAGAAUUGAAAAUUCAGAAAGGUUUGGCUUUACAAGACAUAUUAACGGAGUUGCACACAUUUUUAUAUAGAUUGGAUUUACCACCAGAUUCUCUCAUUGAAAUACUAACUGAAAUGGCUGAUAUUGAAAUACGUCUCAAUGGUGGAACAAGUGAAAAAAUACAUCUUGGUAGUUUAAUCAGUGCUUUCCAUAUGAUAAGAUCAAAAUUAAAACCCGCUGAUGAUUGA